CCCACUUUCGUUUGCGCUGCCCCAGGCUCGGUUCGCUGAAAGGGAGAAAUCGGCAUAGCGAGACUCAAUUCAUGCGGUGGACAGCAGUAACGGCUUUCGAACCGUACCAAUCUCUGAACGGGGGGGUUGACGGCCACAAGAACCGGCCAUGUCGUUCACCGCCGCCAUCCAGUCCGCCCUCUUCUACUUCCUAGCCUGCACGCCAUGCAAUCAACUCCACACCGAACAUGAACUACGACAACGCCAGAAGAAGGAGAAGCAGAUGAGGGAGCGCAUCGUGCUGGACCAGCCACACCUGUACCGGCAACCGGAUCCUUUCCACACGAACCCGUAUUGGGACGAGGAGAUUCGCAUGGGACCGAGCUUGCCGAAGAAGAGGAAAGGGAGUGAUGGGAUCGGCAAGAGCCUUAGUCAGCGGCGACUAACAGCGGCAAGUCGGGAUGGCCGGCCAAGUAUCGGUACCGGGAGUAGUGUGGUGGUUAGUCUGUCCGAGAUGGGUUCGGUUGCCAGCCCGAGACCGUCUACCAGCCCGGCCAAUGCUCCCGGUAUCGGAAGCACCCAGACGGUGGUGCCGGAAGAGUAUCCCGCAAGUCCGACCCUGAGCAAGACGGUAUCGAUCUCAACAAGCGCCGACUGGAAUUUCAAACGGUAUCAACGGGAGGACGAGGAGCUAUGGGGACACGAGUCUACGUGGUCGGGACACAGACUGAUGGACGCCAUCAAGCAGGCCGGCUCUUCGGCCGGCCGCUACAUGGAGUCCAAGUUGGGCUUCGAGAAGCAGGUAACAGACGAAGACCGGUACAACUUCUACACCGCUCCCCGAAACCCGCCUGUCAAUGAUUACCACCCACCCGUGGUCAGCAGCAGGCCCGCACACAAGGACGCUCUCCGCUGGAUGCUCCAGCCACCACCGCCGGCCAAGGUCAUGGAGGGCAAAGUGCCCGUCACGAGAAGCGCGAGUAUGGCGAGCGCAGCAUCAUGUAGGAGGACGGUAUCCGUUCGGGAGGGAGGCUCGCUAGGACGGUUGGUAGGCGAGAAGGCCGUCGAGGCUAAAAUACGAAGGGGCGAGACCCCGUUGGACGACGAGCCGCGCCCAAGCCCGUCUCUCAGGAAGUCACGAUCCCGGGUCUCGACAGCUACGAGGACAAGAAGCCGGCGCACGGCAAGAACGUGCGGUUCUUCUACAGACUCGGAGAAUGACGAAUCGGAGGACGAAUCUGAGAGGCGAAGUCGCAGGAAGCGACGUGUUUCCCAUCGGCCGCCUGACUUGGAUUCGGAAAGCGAAGAUGAGGGAGUGUGUGUAUCCAAGAGCCCCGAGUCGCUCAGCAACACUUCGUUAUCGAGCCACGCCGCCCCGAAGCCGAGGCUGCCCACCAUUCUAAGUUCGGGGAAAGACAACAAAGCCGCCUCGGAAGCCGGUAACAACGGAUCAUCACAAGCUUUAAGCGAAACUACCAAUCCGGCUUCGAAGCCAGAUAUGGUGAAGCCAAACAGUCAACCAGAACUAUCUUCAAAAGACCUCAACAUGGGCAAUGCCCUGGAUGAAGUCUCCCGUUAGGGUCGUCACUCGUGUUUUCCUUUCCUGUUUCCGUAUUUACUUCUCUGUCGCAGCAUGGGUCUAGCGUAGCAUGUUGGUGUCGGGUUGCAUCAUUCGGGUUGGGCUGGUCUCUGGGUCAUGCAAGGCGUUCGGACCGGCAGCAUACACAAAACGGGGGGCUGUUUUUCUUUAUUGGUUUUCCUUCCUUGGAAUCAGAGUAUCAAGGAUGAUAUCUCUGUUUCUUCUUAGUAAGUUACCUCGUUCCC
Messenger RNA from Thermothelomyces thermophilus ATCC 42464, 1803 nucleotides. RefSeq lists its product as uncharacterized. Lineage: Eukaryota; Fungi; Ascomycota; Sordariomycetes; Sordariales; Chaetomiaceae. Bases 149 to 1558 code for a protein of 469 amino acids. The transcript has a single exon. The record is from RefSeq and is a predicted model, not a curated record.